This is a messenger RNA of Ylistrum balloti, 1119 nucleotides long. RefSeq names its product D-beta-hydroxybutyrate dehydrogenase, mitochondrial-like. Bases 1 to 1119 code for a protein of 372 amino acids. Lineage: Eukaryota; Metazoa; Mollusca; Bivalvia; Pectinida; Pectinidae. The transcript has 6 exons. The record is from RefSeq and is a predicted model, not a curated record.
AUGAGGAUAUGGGACGCCCUUGACCGAGUCGACUUAAAAUUGUUCGAGGGCAUAUUUCUCAUCACCCUGUGUCUACUGCUGUUUUCGAUAUCAUACUCGAUAUGUAUUUGUAUUACAAUGCUUCUAUUCAUGUACGUCUGCUUAGUCGUUAUACGUAAGCGGAAAUGCAUCUUAUUGGAGACAAAAGGGAAGGCAGUGCUAAUUACUGGAUGUGAUACAGGUUUCGGAUACCAUCUAGCCACACGUUUAGACGACCAUGGUUAUGACGUGUUUGCUGGAAUGUUGUCUACAUCUAGCGAAGGAGCAUCUAGUCUAAGAUCACGGAAGUCAAAACGCCUGCACGUUUUACAGCUCGACAUUACGUCACAAGAUGACGUAGAUAAAGCUGUAAAAUAUAUCGAGUCAAAAUGCGGCAAUAAAGGUCUAUGGGGAGUGGUGAACAACGCUGGAUUUAAUAUCUAUGGUGACGUGGAGUUGGUUACUAUCAACCAAUACAAGAAAUGUAUGGACGUCAAUCUGUAUGGUAUGAUCAGAGUUACCAAAGCCUGUCUUCCUCUCGUCAGGAAAUGUAAAGGGCGUGUGGUGAAUGUGUCGAGUGUCAAAGGUCGAUAUGCCUGGCCGAGCGAUUCUGUGUACCAUGUCAGUAAAUACGGCGUGGAAACAUUGUCAGAUUCCCUACGACUCGAGAUGCGCAAGUUUGGAGUAGGCGUAUCUGUGGUUGCACCGGGUGCGUUUGAUGCCGCGACCUCAUGCAGUGGUCCAGCAUCGCUGGCAAGGAUGAAGAAUGAACUUGAAGAAUCUUGGAGUGUCGCCUCUGACAACGUAAGGCUGGCUUAUGGACGGGGACAUAUUGAUGCUUUGUAUGAAAAUCUAGCCAGCAAGUCGCUGCCUGGAUCGGCCACAUCGCCCGAUCCUGUACUUGAUGCUAUCGAGGACGCCCUCGUCAAUACUCGACCUCAACCUAGAUAUGUAGUCGGCGGAAGUAGUGGCUUGGUAGACCACUUAGCAAUUUUAGCUCACGUCUACAGCUUUCUACCAGAAUGGUUUUCUGACUACCUGUUGGUACGCAUGACUGGAUGUGAUCAAAGUCACGCAGAAGAUAAAGUGAAGAGAAGUUGA